AUGUAUUGUCAAAAAUGCCGGACUCCACUGAAGCUAGACAGCUCUUUGGAUGACCUGAACCCGGCAGCAUUUGACUUAUUAGUCGGCGCAUCCUCGCAACAGCUCAAGAACAUCCCAUCUUCCCGUCCAGCCUAUCCUCAAGAACGCAAGCAACUCUACGAUCGAGUCUCUCGAAAUGCCAACUCCGCAACCUUCAAAAGGACUGUCACGUCCCCCCGGCGAAGCGAUACAGCUUCAGGCGAUAGCAUGAGAUCGGGACUUGGUAAUCCAGCGAUGUCCUUCGUCAUGCUCACCGAAUCACAAGUAGUGCCACCAGCUGUCGUCAAGUCUCCCGAAGAUACAAAUCCCAAGCAUCAGAGGCAAGAGGAAAGUCUAGGCAUGGACGGCGCACAGGAUGAAGGAAAAGCUAUGUCACAAGAUAUGGAGAGGGCGUCCAGGCUAUUCGAAAUCCUCUCAGCAAGGUCAGAUAUCGACCACCCAGUCUGUACGGAAUGUACCGACCUUCUAGUCGCAGGACUACAACGAAGACUGGAAGCAGCUACAAAAGAACGAGAUGCUUACGUCGGCUUCCUGAAACAAGUCAACGCAUCAGUCCCCACGGAAGAAGAAGUCAAGGAAUCACAAGCCGCUCUUUCAAAAGCCCGGAAAGAAGAGGAAGAAGCCAUAACUGAGCUCAAGAAGUUAGAAGCAGAGAAAGCAGCAGUGGACGAAGAAAUCGCCUCAUUAGAAGAAGAAGCUCGAGCACUAGACAUCGAAGAAGAGAAGUUCUGGAGCUCCCGUAACGCCUUCGCCAUAAAGCUCGCCGAAUAUCAAAACAUAAGAGAUAGCGUAAAUCUCCAAUACGACCACGACACACAACUCCUAGAAAAGCUGCAACGGACAAACGUCUACAACGACACAUUUUGCAUCUCGCACGACGGCAAAUUCGGAACCAUCAACGGCCUACGCUUAGGUCGUCUUUCCAACGUCCCAGUCGACUGGCCAGAAAUCAACGCAGCAUGGGGUCACACCGUUCUUCUCCUUCAGACUGUAGCCGAGAGACUAGGCUACCGCUUCCAGAACUACGAGCUCCAACCCAUGGGCUCAACAUCCCGCAUAAUCCGGCAUGAAACCUUCGCUCCAACCAGCUCACGCACCCGCCCUCCCAAAAAGCAUAUCCUAGAGCUCUACUCGUCAGGCGACAUGCCUCUCGGUCUGACAUUCAUGCACCGUCGCUUCGAUAUAGCGAUGGUAGCGUUCCUGGAAUGCAUGCGCCAGCUGGGGGCAUUUGUGCAGGCGGAAUCAGCUAGGGAGAGUGAGAGUGGGAGAGGUCUGGCGUUGCCGUAUAAGAUUGAGGGUGAUAAGAUAGGGGAUGUGAGUAUUAAGCUGGGCAUUGCGCAAGAUGAUGCGUGGAGUCGGGCGUGCAAAUUUACUUUGACUUGCUGUAAAUUCUUGCUGGCGCAUGCGAGCAAUGUUAAUGCUGCUGCUGGAGCGAGACGUAAUUAG
This is a messenger RNA of Cadophora gregata, 1485 nucleotides long. RefSeq names its product autophagy protein 6. Gene Ontology annotation, cellular component: phagophore assembly site; phosphatidylinositol 3-kinase complex, class III, type I; phosphatidylinositol 3-kinase complex, class III, type II. The record is from RefSeq and is a predicted model, not a curated record. The coding region runs from base 1 to 1485 and encodes 494 amino acids. Lineage: Eukaryota; Fungi; Ascomycota; Leotiomycetes; Helotiales; Ploettnerulaceae. Gene Ontology annotation, biological process: autophagosome assembly; autophagy; cellular response to nitrogen starvation. The transcript is spliced from 2 exons.